UCGAUGUUUGCUUUUCUCAGCAUUAUGCUAUAUUAAUUACCAGUAACUUUCUGCAUAAUUUUUAACAUUAGAACACCUAAUUUUGAUUCAGUUGUGUGUUGGUUUGAUUUUAAAGAGAGCGUUUUAGUCCAUAAGUUUACCUCAAUCGUUUCUUCUACACUUCGACAACCGCUUUUAUUUAUGAAAUGGAUCAGGUUUUGGCCUUUCAACUAAACAGAUCCAAGAUUCUCAUAGAUGCACUAGAAGUUGCAAAAGUUUCUGACAAUCCAUUGGUAGAACAACACAUUAUAGACAUUAGAAGAUGUAUCAACAAGUCUCAACUAACACUGGACAAAAUUAAAACAAUUUUAGCAAGAAAAAAAGAAAUUUAUGUAGAAAUGGAUGAUCUGGCAUACAAGUUUGAGAAUUUGGCAAAUCAAGCUGAAAGGAUAAAUGACAAGGCCUUUACAAACCAAUCUUUCAAUAGUUCAACACCUAAGAAGAAUGAUCAGCAGUCCUUGAGGGUGGAGCAGUCGGCGAAUGGUCUGGAAGUAUCUCCUUGUCCAGCUACAUGGUACAAUGGGAUCCUGGAUAGCCCAAUGCCACCUCCAGGACACAAUGGCAGUAGUCGUCCACCUGUGUCCAUGGAAGUUCAAAUACCUUGUAUUAGAAUGCUUCAUUCCAACGAAAUGAAUUCUGUUCCAGCGUACAUGAAGGGAAGACUGACUUGUGAAAAUGUUAACUCUUUUAUCAGUAUAGUGAAUUCUGUAUUGAAGCAGAAGUAUUCCAUAGCUCUUCUCAAAAGAAAAGAGGUCAAAAGAAAAGACUUAGUACAUUAUUCGGAAUGGAAAUCUCAGGAACAGGAGUUUGGCAUGAUAGGUAAAGCUUUCUUCACAACAGAGGAUUUGCUCAACUUUGGCAAUCAGAAAAUAGAUAAAGUGACAGAUAAAAUGAUCCAGAUCUUGCGACACUGCAACAGGCUUCGCCAGACAAGAGCAAAUAAAAAGGUCGUCAUUUACAGUCUCAUUUGAUUCUUGAGGGAAGAUUCAUUUGUCAAGCUAGAACCCAAUGUAACAGUUUGUACAGCCCUAUUUUAUCUUAAGUGUUUAUAUUAUUGUUUAAUUGUAUGGAAUAUUCACUGAUAAUGUUUGUAGAUAUUAUUUAAAUGAGAUGAACUCUGUGCUUAGGGUUUGUUGUGAGAGUGCGUUUUCACUAAACGUGUCCUAACAUUUGUGGGGAAAUGUGUAAAAGCAGUUUUUAAGUCCAACAGCUGACAUAUCCUUACAUGGGAUAAAAAAUGUGUUACGAGUCCAUUCAAAUAAAACAUGUAACAUGUUCCUGGCUCCACCUGGUCGCUAAACACUAAGAUUGUUUGAAUGGAAACAGAACUAAAGGUUGUGUUUAAAAUAAGUUGUAACUCUGUCUUUUUUAUGAUGUUAAGUAGAUGUAAGUUAGCUUAUGACAUUCGUUGGGCUACAAAUAUUU
Messenger RNA from Macrosteles quadrilineatus (aster leafhopper), 1464 nucleotides. RefSeq names its product spindle and kinetochore-associated protein 1-like. Lineage: Eukaryota; Metazoa; Arthropoda; Insecta; Hemiptera; Cicadellidae. Gene Ontology annotation, biological process: cell division; mitotic cell cycle; chromosome segregation. Gene Ontology annotation, molecular function: microtubule binding. The coding region runs from base 186 to 1010 and encodes 274 amino acids. The transcript has 6 exons. The record is from RefSeq and is a predicted model, not a curated record. Gene Ontology annotation, cellular component: outer kinetochore; mitotic spindle; spindle microtubule.